Cyprinodon variegatus (sheepshead minnow) is the source of this 2960-nucleotide messenger RNA. RefSeq names its product centrosomal protein 63kDa (gene cep63). Lineage: Eukaryota; Metazoa; Chordata; Actinopteri; Cyprinodontiformes; Cyprinodontidae. Bases 283 to 2313 code for a protein of 676 amino acids. The record is from RefSeq and is a predicted model, not a curated record. Gene Ontology annotation, biological process: centriole replication; de novo centriole assembly involved in multi-ciliated epithelial cell differentiation. Gene Ontology annotation, cellular component: centriole. The transcript is spliced from 14 exons.
AGGAAGUCAAUUGGUCUGAAAUCAGUGAAAGGCGGUAGAAAUAUGCUGCUAAGCGGUUACCGAUGUAAACAAAUAGUUUUUUACUGACUUUUGAUCGUCAGGUUCUGUAUCUACUAAACUCUCUUUAUAACGUUAAUCGUUGUACGUAGAUGCUCUGUUCUUACAUCGGUCUGUUACAUUAGUUAAGCUGCUUUGCUGUUGCUGGGUUCAGUUGGUUGACAUGAAACUUUGUGUAACGUUCAUUAUUUAGUGAAGCAGUGGAAGGCAUGAAGAACCUGUUCUAUGAGCCUGAACUCUAACAACCUGAGCGACAUGGAGGCUCCUCUGGACUCUAUGCAGAAUCCUGACUUUAGCUCUGUCCUGUCGUCAUGCGAGCCAGAGCUCCAGGAAUUGAUGCGACAGAUAGACAUCAUGAUCAGCCACCAAAAGAGGGAGUGGGAAGCUGAGAUGUGCGCCCUGGAGCUCAGGGUGAAGAACGGAGAGGAGGAGCUGUUAGCCUCUAAAAACAUUAUUGAACGAAGGGACCUGGAGAUUGGGUUACUUCACCAACAGCUGGAAGACGCCCAGAGAGGUCGCCAAGAUGUAGUUGCAAAGUACGAGCAACAACUGCAGAAACUCCAGGAAGAGCUUAACAAAUUAAAGAGAAGUUACCAAAAACUGCAACGCAAACAGCUCAAGGAGACAAGUGGAGAAACAAAAGGAACAGAGAAUUCAAAGGAACAUCAGCAGUACUCAGCAGAGUGGGAGCAACAGAGGGCAGAGUACCAAAAGCAGCUGACAAACCUGGAAGCUCAGAAUAAGAGCCUAACUGAGGAGAUCUCCCAUAUUAAUAGCCAGUGGGCAUCAUGGCGAGUGGAGCGGGAGCACAGGGAGUGCUGCUCACAGGUGCAGCAUCUCUGUGCCCAGCUGGAAAAGGCCCACAGCAGCCUGCUUUCUCAGGAGCUGGAACUGGAGCGCCUUCGACCAUUUGAGUCCCUGUUGGCACGGCGGCAGAAGGAUCAGCAGGAAGGGAUUGGGAGCCCGUCAGACUCCCAGGAUAGAAGCAUGAGGAGAACUGAUCUCCAGCAACAAAGACUACAGAAUGAAGCUGCCAGGCUCUGUCAAGCGCUUCAUGCUAAAGAUCAAGUCAUCCGCUCUCUGGAGGACUGCCUGGCGGCUCAGGGCUGUGCUGGUGUGGAGAUCCUCAGGAAGGACCUAGAGAGGACAGCAGCUAAGCUUCAGGGAGCACAAGCAUGUGAGGCACACCUCAGGGCUGAGGUGGCAUGUCUGAAAGAGAGAUUGGAGAGUUUAAGCAGACAGCAAAGUGAUCAAACAAAUCUGGAGGAAGAACUGAGAACCGUAAAGGCAGAUUUUGACUCUUCAUCUGCUGAAAUCAAGAAGCUCAGGGAGGAGCUGGAGAGGUCCCGGCAGACCCACAGCAGAGAGGUUGAGGGAAUGAGGAGGGAGGUGUCCAAGCUGACAGCUGAGCUGCACCGCCGCGACCUGUCCAUCUCUGCACUGAGCGCCUCCUCGAACAGCAUCGAGGUGCGGCGGGCAGAACAGAAAGCAGCUGAGCUCAAAAUGACUCAGGCCCAGCUGGAGUCUCUGCAAUCUGAGAACCAGCAUCUGAAAGCUCUGCUGCAGAAACCCCAGCCUCACUCACCCAAGGAAACGGGAUCCUCACCAACAUCCCUGCAGCAGCACUACACGCCCCCGCUGAGCGGACUUGAAAAGGAAAACCGACACUUACGGCAGCCGCUCUCUAAGACGCAGACACUGCCAGAUGCCCCAAGUAGGACGUGUCAGGAGAGGUAUGAACAAGCUCUCCUCAGCCACGCCAUGACGGAGCACCUGCAGCCUGAUCAGGAAAGGCUUUGGGAACAGAAGACAGCCACUAGUUAUGAAGGCGAGAUCCAGAGGAUCUUUAAAGCUCUUCAGAUCUCACCACAAUCUUCCCACCAGCAGCCCACAAGCGAACACAAAGACAGCAGAGCACAUUCCUCUUCCUCCUCGUCGACCAGCAGCAAUGCUAGACUAGCCAGGAGAAACUCGGUGCCAAACUUAACUCCUCACAAAUCUGCUGCUGAGGGCCAAAGCUCCAGCUCUGAAGACUCUCUGACCUCUCGGUUCAGAGAGAGAGGGAUUCCCUCUCCCUCUUUGGAGGAGGCGCUGUCGGCGUCACCCACACGCAACGCAGUCACCCGUUUCCUGGAGGAAGAGAGCUUAUGGUCCAGUGAACUCCAACAGAAACUGGACAGCCACAUCCAGGGCAUGAAUGAGAACAACUUCAAGACGAUGUCCAAGUUCCUUGAGAACAGCUCAGGACAAGGCUGACCCGGACCUGUGAAGGUCUCAGCAGUGACUCCAGCUUUAAUACACCCGACAGCAAACAGGAUAGUGUGUUAGCUGACUCUUUGGAAACAACCCGCUCUUGUUUUCACAAGUUUUUUGUACCUUUUAGUGCAAAUCGGUGUAUUGUAAAUCUUAUGGCGCAAGCUUUGUAAAUUAGGUACAUUUAAAAAACUAAAAAAACAAGUCCAGUCCUGUUGUGUCAGAAAAUGCGCCACUUCUGCUGUGCCCCUUUAGACAUCUCAUCACAGCUGACGUACGUUCUGUCAUCACGUUUAAUUUCUUCCAUCUAUAUCUAAGGAUCAGCUAGCUAUCUAUUGAUGAAUGCUCUGGUCUGAAUCUGCUUAAUAUUUAUUAGCUGAACUCAUCAGAAAGUAGGUCAGGCUGCUGUCAGUUGGAGCCAGUGUAAGCAUUCAGCAUCCUGAGGUGAUUAAACAUUCCUCCAUCAGACAAAGCAUUUGUUUUCUGUUACAGAGCAUUAACUUAAUGUCAGGAGCUUGCUGCUGUGAUUGGGGUAUAUUUCUCUAGCAAACAUAAGGUAUUAGCUGGUGAUCAAAAUGCUAACGCUACAGUAUCAGAUGAGUGGGACCAUUAUUCCCAUAAAGUCCAGCAUCUAUCUGCACCAUUGAACU